This is a messenger RNA of Marasmius oreades (fairy-ring Marasmius), 1485 nucleotides long. RefSeq lists its product as uncharacterized. Gene Ontology annotation, biological process: carbohydrate metabolic process. Bases 1 to 1485 code for a protein of 494 amino acids. The transcript is spliced from 14 exons. Gene Ontology annotation, molecular function: hydrolase activity, hydrolyzing O-glycosyl compounds. The record is from RefSeq and is a predicted model, not a curated record. Lineage: Eukaryota; Fungi; Basidiomycota; Agaricomycetes; Agaricales; Marasmiaceae.
AUGUAUACCCAGUAUAGAGACCGGCCUAGCAGUCCCAACGGUAGACCGUCUUUCCAGCAAGACUAUUUCCACGAAAACAUCCCGGCGUCCCACUCUGCUACACAUAUUCCCCUCGUCGCUCCCACUACCAACUAUGGUGCCCAACCAAUUGCAGCGGCUUCAGGAGAGUUAGGGCAGUACUACGAUGAUGACCGACACCAUGACAGCGGAAUGUAUCGUAGUCAAAGUGCUGGUCAAGGUGGCUCCGGUGUAGGUUUGGGUGCUGCGGGUGCAUCGGCUUCGGCAAUGGGAGCGACAUCACGCCCUCACUUUGGAGAUAGAAGAGAGAAUAUGGAUCAAGAUGCGAAUGAGCAGUGGUUGCACAGUACGCAAUCAAGGUCCGGAAAUAAACGAUCCAAAUGGAUGAUCAUCGGUGGUGUGGCGUUGCUCGUUCUCAUUAUCAUCAUCGCUGUCGUUGUCGGCGUGGUGGUGUCACGAAAGAAUAAGAAUUCCACAUCUUCGUCUUCAGGUAGAACAGCCGAUCCCAACAAUGCGGCGAAUUUCCAGAAGGAUUCUCGACUUAAGAGAUCUUUCUAUGGGUUUGCUUAUACGCCCACAGGUUCUUUGUUGCCUAACUGUGGAAACAAAUUGGAGGAGGUUAUUAGGGACGUCCAACUUUUGUCUCAACUAACACCGAGAAUUCGUCUAUAUGGGGCAGAUUGUAAUCAGACCGCCCUCGUCCUCGAUGCGAUUGCUCGAACCAAGGUUGACCUGCAAGUAUACCUGGGCAACUAUCCGAUACCUACAAACAACAGUGCGUAUCAACGGCAACGGGAUGAUAUUCAGGAUGCCAUUAAGAAGUUUGGGGUUGAUCAUGUCGCUGGCAUUACUGUCGGAAAUGAAUUCAUUCUCAAUUACCUCAGUGCAAACGGAGGCACAGAUCAGAGUCCAGAUAGUGCCGCCGGUAAUCAAGGAGCAGCAAUACUCAUUGACAAUAUCAAGGACACAAAGAGCAUGAUUACUGGGAUGAAUCUGCCCAAGGACAUUCCGAUCGGGAAUGCGGAUGCUGGAAGUUUCUUUAACAAACAAGUUUUGCAGAAUGUUGCCUAUGGGAUGUCGAACGUCCACCCCUGGUUCGCGAAUGUGACCGUUGAGACCGCGGCUGAUUGGACAUUCCAAUUUUUCCAAGAUAACAAUGUCAAUCCAGCAGCUCAGCUAUCGAACAAACCUCAGAUGUCUAUUGCGGAGACUGGAUGGCCGACAAAAUCUUCUGACGAAGGAAACAAGUCGAAUGGAGCCUCGUUAGCGUCAACGGAGAAUCUUCAGAAAUUCAUCGACACCUUCGUUUGUCGGGCUAACCAGAAUGGAGUACAAUACUUCUUCUUUGAGUUUUGCGAUGAACCUUGGAAGGAUCAACAAUUUGGUGGUGUUGAAGGAUGGUGGGGACUCUUCAAUAGCGACCGUACCCUCAAGAACAUCACUAUUCCAGAUUGUGCAGCCCCUUGA